AUGAUUGAAUAUGCUAGAGGUCUUCCUUUAGCACUUAAAGUGUUGGGUUCAUUUUUUAGUGUGGAAAAAACUAUAUCAGAAUGGAAAGAUGCAAUGGCUAAGUUCAAGAAGAUUCCUCCACAUGACAUUAUGAAGAUACUUAAAGUGAGUUUUGAUGGGUUAGAAGGUGAUGAGAAGACUAUAUUUUUAAAUAUUGCUUGCUUUUUUAAUGGGAUGGACAAAGACAUUGCGAUGCAAAUCUCACAAAAUUGUGAUCUUCACCCAAAAAUUGGGAUAAAAGUUAUAAUUUAUGAUAAAGAGGUUUUCCAGGUGCAUGAUAUGCUUCAAGAAAUGGGUAAGAAUAUAGUUUUUCAAGAAUCACCUAAUGAUGUUGGUAAACGUAAUAGGAUAUGGUCUUUGGAGGAUGCUAGUCAUGUACUGGAAAAUAAGGUUUUGAGAAAGCUUCAUGUAAUGACCUAG
Molecule: messenger RNA, 459 nt
Organism: Prosopis cineraria
Lineage: Eukaryota; Viridiplantae; Streptophyta; Magnoliopsida; Fabales; Fabaceae
Product: disease resistance protein RUN1-like
Exons: 2
Coding region: 1-459 (152 amino acids)
Biological process (GO): defense response
Molecular function (GO): ADP binding
Source: RefSeq, a predicted model, not a curated record